Messenger RNA from Orycteropus afer afer, 549 nucleotides. It is a transcript of the gene ARL16, whose product is annotated as ADP ribosylation factor like GTPase 16. Lineage: Eukaryota; Metazoa; Chordata; Mammalia; Tubulidentata; Orycteropodidae. The record is from RefSeq and is a predicted model, not a curated record. Gene Ontology annotation, molecular function: GTP binding; GTPase activity.
AUGCCGGGAGGAGAGCGCGGUGUCGCCAUGUGUCUCCUCUUGGGAGCCGCGGGUGUCGGCAAGACGCUGCUGGUGAAGCGACUGCAGAAGCUGAGCGCCCACGACGGGAAGGGCGACCUGGGGGACCCGCCUCCGACGCGGCCCACGGUGGGCACCAACCUCACCGACAUCGUGGCCCAGAAGAAGAUCACCAUCAGGGAGCUGGGGGGAUGCAUGAGCCCCAUCUGGCCCAGUUACUAUGGAACCUGCCGUGCUCUCCUGUUUGUGCUGGAUGCCUCUGACCCCACGCAGCUCUCUGCGUCCUGUGCUCACCUCCUGGGUCUCCUUUCCUCAGAAGAGCUGGCAGAGGCCUCGGUCCUGGUACUCUUCAAUAAAACUGACCUGCCCUGUUACAUGACCGUGGAGGAGAUGAAGUCGUUAAUGAGGCUCCCAGACAUCAUCGCCUGCGCCAAGCAGUGCAUCAGCACAGCGGAAAUCAGCGCCUGGGAAGGCACUGGAUUGGCGGGGGUGCUGCGCUGGCUCCAGGACACCCACAGAGCCAGCCGUUGA